Messenger RNA from Aedes albopictus (Asian tiger mosquito), 709 nucleotides. It is a transcript of the gene Pfdn1, whose product is annotated as prefoldin subunit 1. Gene Ontology annotation, biological process: protein folding. Gene Ontology annotation, cellular component: cytoplasm; prefoldin complex. The transcript has 2 exons. Gene Ontology annotation, molecular function: protein folding chaperone. The record is from RefSeq and is a predicted model, not a curated record. NCBI's taxonomy places the organism in Eukaryota, Metazoa, Arthropoda, Insecta, Diptera, Culicidae. The coding region runs from base 176 to 571 and encodes 131 amino acids.
CGUUUGCCGAUUUGACAGUUCUGAAUUUGUUUCUUCUCCGGUUGAUUUCUAGCGAAAAGUGCAGAUUUUUUCCCUGAUUUUCGAACACAUGCACGGAUAGAAGGCGAUAACUAUUUCAAAAAUCGGAUAUUUUGCAAAUUUUAUUCAAAACCACGAGAAACACACAAUAAACACCAUGGAUUUGGAAUUGAAAAAGGCCUUCUCUGAGAUGCAAAUGAACAAAAUCGAAUCCACGAAGAAAAUCCGCCUGCUGGACAUGAAGACGGACAGUUUGAAGGUGUCCAAACAGCGGGUGGAACUGACCAAUAAGGAAAUUUCCCAGCUGAAUGCCGACACCAAAGUGUACGCCUCGGUGGGGCGAAUGUUCGUCCUGUCGGAUGUUCCCUCGCUGACGGAUGAGAUGAAGAUCAAACAGAACAACUUCGAGGAGAUGAUCGGUCAGUGCGAAAAGAACAAAGAGUUCUUGCUGAAAAAUCUCAAAGAGCAGGAGGACAGUCUCCGGGAGUUGGUCCAACAGAAGCGAACGGAAUCCACGGCGAAGGAGAACGGAAGCGAUGCGAAGAAGGAAUAAUCUUAGAACGUUUAGAAUUUAGACGAUAAUGGAUGCAUUUCGGAUGAAUGAGGACUAGCAAUAGGUCGAACAGAAAGCUUCAUUUUUGUAACAUUUUCUGCCGGGUAAUAAAGCUACACCUUUUCUGCUAACACACUA